AUGAAUGUCCCCGUACCGCAUUACCCGCCUUUCAAGCUAAGGUCAUCCUUGAUAGACAAAGACCCCGUGAUAUGGGCACACUAUCUAGAAGCAUAUCUCCACUUGUUGCAAUUCAUUCAGCAAGGAAACCUAGCCGAGUUGAGUGUCAAAUCACAGCAACAGUUUGUUUUGUUUUUGAAAACCUAUUUACACGAAUCAAGCAUGGAGAAGGGCCAAAUCUUUUCCCUAGGCGCUAUUAACCCGGACAUUAAACGAAACGGCGAACUUUUGCGAGGAGCAGUUUUCCAAUGCAUUAAAAAUUACAGUUUUGUCAGGCUAAGCGUUAUUGGUGAGAGCAUAUGGGAUUUUAUCCAGCUAUACGCUAGCAAAAAUAUCCACACAGUUCGAGGGUUGACAGACGGGUCUUUUAAAUCGGUGUUCAACGACAAUAAAAAGAGCGGCAAGAUCUCAUCCGUGCCAUCGCUACAGAAACACCUCCAACAAUUGAUCUCAAGGGGCAACUUUACUCAAGAUGACUUGUCUUGUCUAAGUGCGUUCUUGGGCCAGCAAACUGCGAGGUCCACUACGUAUGCCAUGGGCUCCUCGAACGCCACCGUGACAAAGAACUCGUCUAGCAACUUGCCCUUGGCGGAAUCCUUUGUCGAUGCUGGCUGGAUAGAGUAUUUGGAACAGGCAUAUGCUGGUGGGAAAAGCGUAAAUGCAGACACAAUCAAAGACGUCAUGAUCGUCUCCUUAAUAUCACUUUCGUCGGCCAAGAUGGCCAAUCUACUCAAGGAUCUCCGAAUAACUUCGGUGAGCACACUCAGCAUCGCCCCGUUGUUGAGCAGUAUAAUAAUCUCCGAGCCGUAUAGGGAAUUGAUACCAGAUUUGGAAAGCAGAGUACAUUUUUUGAAAGGUUUAGACGCUCACCUAGAGGUUCCUGUGGAACUUGUGGAAUCUGGUGUUGAACCUGCGCAACUAGUUCUCAGCGAACAAGAUAUUCAAAACAUUUCCAUGCUCAAAGACCUCUUCCCCGACUUGAGCGAUGGCAAAGCUAAAGCGCUACUUGACCAAUAUAACAACGAUACAGAGCUUGUAACGGAUUUGCUUUUGGAAAACCCCGACUUGAUGCAAGAAGUGGAAGUAGCCCAACCACAACCCGAUGAGCCGGCUCCCACCAAAGUCAACCUCACUAUGGGCAAACCACUCCCAAAGAGGUCAAUCUACGAUGAAGAUGACAUUUCUCUUGGUAAAUUUGCCAAUGCAAAAAUCACUUUUGGGAAAAAGCCUCGUGAAAAGUUGCAAGCAGCGGGCUCUGACUUGAAAAAGAAAACUUUAGAUGCAGCAUUGCGCAUGCUUUACGAAAGUGACGAAGAUGAGCCCGAUGAUACUUAUGAUGACCAAGAAAAGACAUCAGGAGAAGCGGUGGAGGAUGAGUCAAGGCUGAAACUGAGAAAAUCUGGCCGACUAGCUGUGUUGGAAGACGCUUCAGCUUUGGCCUCAGCUUCAACACCUCCACCCGCAUCCGCUCCCGCUCUGAGUGGGGUGGAUGGAAAAGAGCGCCAUCUCUUCAGCAUCUACAAACGAGAUGGCGAGCAAGUGUUUGCCAAGACUGUGAGAAAGUCAGCGGGACGCCAAAAGUUGAAAAAGGAGAUAGGUUGGUCGGACGAGCAGAUUGAAGGCUGGUUGAGAAUGCUUCUUAAAUCUCCACGCAGGUACAAAAUUUUAGAAGAAGAUUUCUUAUACGGCGGAGGCAACCCCAACAGAAGAUCCAAAAGCAAGGCAGAGCAAAAAGACGAAUACAUCGACUACGACGACGACGACAACAACAACGCUGCUGUUGUUGAUGAUGAUGGUGGUGCCGAGAAGAAGAAUUCAAAACCGCUGCCUCCCGUUUCAAAAGAAGCUGCACGUAGAACCCAGGCACGGAACGAGAAGAAUAAAGCCUCCAGAGCGAAUCACAAUAGGAAAUCUCAACAUGAUAAGAAGUCCAGGCUGACUCUUGUUGGAAUGCAAUCGUCAAACUUGACAUAA
Molecule: messenger RNA, 2013 nt
Organism: Lodderomyces beijingensis
Lineage: Eukaryota; Fungi; Ascomycota; Pichiomycetes; Serinales; Debaryomycetaceae
Source: the annotation of a GenBank genome assembly